AUGUAUAACGCCAGGAUUAGCCACAUCCAACAACGUCGAAGAUACGGAUACUUUGGCGAAGACACAAUCGGCUAUGGGCAUCCAGAACUCAAAAUGCCAGCCGUCAAUGUCGACAGUACAAGUUUUUUCGCAAGUCUUGGAGAAACAAGAGAGGAAAGGGCGGAAGUAUUCGAAAGGAUGGCACAUGAAAGGAUUGUGUAUAGGCGGGACCUCUUCAAAGCCCUGCAAACGGCCUUAAGAGAUAUUCGCGCAUACGAAUAUGACGUCGAAAACAAUAAAUGGAGGCUUUAUGAUAAAAAAAAACGCGCAAGGCCGAAUGAUGACUGCUUGACUGUUCGUCCAUAA
Molecule: messenger RNA, 345 nt
Organism: Cylicocyclus nassatus
Lineage: Eukaryota; Metazoa; Nematoda; Chromadorea; Rhabditida; Strongylidae
Source: the annotation of a GenBank genome assembly